This is a messenger RNA of Amoebophrya sp. A25, 5774 nucleotides long. Lineage: Eukaryota; Dinophyceae; Syndiniales; Amoebophryaceae. The record is from the annotation of a GenBank genome assembly.
CGGCACGACCCGAAGUAUGGAUCGGUCCUCGAAUGAUUCCAUUCAAGGGUGACUGGAACAGAAAUCAUCACCGAAAUCAUAAAAUCGAGUUCUAGCUUUUUGCAUACCUAGAUGUAAAACGAGAAUUGAAAUUUUUGCACUUGAUCAUUCGAAUGUCUGAAGUUGAUGGAAGAAGAUGACACAAACUCUUUCUCAGGUAUGAAUAAACCACAAUUCUUUUUCUCAGCACCUAUCUUAGUCGAUGAAAUUAAUAACAGUGAUGUCAUGUGUAUAUUUUCCGUGCAAACUUACAUCUGAAUCGAUUGUGCUUCCAAUUUUCAGAAAUCUAACCCCGCUACUUGAGAUCAUGUUGAUGUUCCAAGAGAGUUGAACAUCUUCAAGCACCUCAUCUUGUUUCAAGAACUCUACUUUCUGUGCACGACCUCCAAGGGGAGGAGGACGACGACGGUCGGAGUCCUAGUACCGAGAGAAAGGGCUCCGAGAAGAUGUCGCAAAGCGAUGAGGGCAUCAGCCCCCGUGCUGCUCGAAGGCUAAAGCGUCGGAGGGUCAUAGCCGACAGUGAUGACGAGUCCGAUGGUGGAAGUAGUCGUCCCACUGCCAGAUCUAUUGCGCCCGCUUCUGUUGUAGUGGGAGUGACUCUAAGAGGAUCUAGUACGCCAGCUACUGGCAGUAGUGGAGGACUCUCCUGUGCAACUGCGCAAGCGGAUUUCCUAGCAGAUUUGGCACCGGCACCUGCUGGAGUUUCUCCUGCGAAGACUACAUCAGGAGUUUCUCCUGCGUCGAAGACUUCUACGCUGCAGAGUAGGGCUAGUGGAAAUGGCGCUGUAGCCCGUCCAGGGGCAGGACUUCAUGUUCCUCGUCACCACAGUGCAGCCUCGAAAGGAGCUCCAGCAAAUCACGCUGGUUUGAUUCCUGGGCAACUGCAUGUACAUGGACAACUACCUCUAGGAGCUGCUAACGGCAGGACGAACCCAGCAGCUGCAGCUAAUUUCGCGGCAUUGCAGCAGCAGCAAUUGCAGCUAGCUAUCGCACAGCAACAGGCAUUCUUGGCAGGAGGAGCGUCCUCAUCGAUGUUUUUCCAGAAUGGGGGAACGCAUCGAGCUGCAGCAAUGAAUGCAAAAAUUAUUGCGGGCCAAGCUCAAGCCAGUAGAGCCGUCACUGCUGCGGCCACUGCAAAGAAUAAUUAUGGAGGAAAAUACUUGCUCAAAAAUAUGUUGUUCGUUGUACCUGAUCAUCCGUGUUGUUCGUUGUACCGAUCUGUGUAGAGUGGGCAAUAGUAGCCUAUCCUAUCCUACUCCGUAUUCUUGGUGCCAACAUCAAAAACAAGUGAUUUCGUCGUUUUCGGUUCUCAAUAAAAAAGUACAACUGGGCUCCUGGAAGAGAUACCAGUAAAUCAAGAUGAUCAAGAUGAAAAGAUAUGUUCCACAGGAAUGAAUACUCCUUCUCUUUCUCCCACAACAUCACUCUUUUUCUAAUCUCCAUCCAAGAAGCGUGGCAAAGGAGAAUCUUCCGAUGAGUAUUGUCCUUCUAGCGACGAAGCACCGCAGAUGGAUUCUUCAGACGAUGACGGCCCAAGCAACAACUACCGAGAAAAAAGGGCAAAGGCCAAGGCUGAUGCUGAGUCUGCUGCUUGGCAACGCGCAGUGAACAAAAUGCGUGAGACAGCAGCACAAGUAGUCCAAAUGGUACAGUCGAAUUUCGCGAAGAACGCCACAAACGCAGCUGCGCAGAGGGUCAAAAAAGCAAUUUCAAAGGGGAGAACGAAUUUGGUCGAUAACUUUAACGAUACUUUGGUACCUGUCGUGGCUCUUUCAGGACCUGCUGGAGGAGUCGGAGCAGGAGGAGCAACAGCAUCAUCAUCGUCUUCAUCUUCAUCUUCUUCUGCGGCUGUUGUAGACGGUCACAUUACAACGAGUGUUGAAGGAAAUGGGAGAAUCCAGCCAAUCUGCUCAUCGUGUCCAGACACUGUUCCUCCUGCCUAUCUGAAGUUGAAGGACUAUCAAAAAGUAGGCGUGCGUUGGCUGAAAACCUUGACGGAUGCCGGUUUUGGCGGAAUUUUAGCAGAUGAAAUGGGCCUUGGGAAAACAGCACAGACUUUGACGUUUUUAGAGCUGAAGAAGUUAGAGUUCAACGCCUCGAGGCGGACUACUAGACACAGUACGAAGAAUCCUUCCAGCACGAUGAAGCCGAUGCUGAUUGUGGCGCCUGUAAGUCUUUUACGCAAUUGGGAACUUGAGAUCGCGAAAUGGACGUCGUUGCGCGUCUUCCGGUACCACAGUAGCUCGCAGAAGGAAAGAUGGGAGCAGGGUGCGAAAUACUUGAAAAAACCUAGCGAUUACGACAUCAUACUCACAACGUCGCACGUCUUGAGCAAUCGGGACGACCGAAAAAUAUUCUUCAUGCAGAUCAGGUAUACAACUCUCCUCACAUGAAGAUGAUCACUAGAUUUAUAGAUCAAAUCUGGUCUGCUUGCUUCAGCUCUUCAAGCGCUGCACUUUCCUUAUUUUUGAUUCUCUUACCUCACUGUUACUGUUAACAUAUUACUGGUUGUUCCUUAUAGAUCAAAUCAUGUUGCCCAUGAUGAGACAUUUCACAUGAAGAUGAUCACUAGAUUUAUAGAUCAAAUCAUCAUGUUGUUGCCCAUGAUGAGACAUUUUUUUGCGACACACUCACAGGUUUUCAUACUUCGUAACCGACGAAGCACAUUUCUUGAAGACGAACACCACCAAGCGAGUACGUGAAAUGCACAAGAUUCGCGCCGAUAACCGUGUCCUAUUAACCGGUACUCCGAUCCAGAACUCCCUCAACGAAUUGUGCAAUUUGCUUUGGUUCUGCAUGCCCAGUUUGUUUGAAGCACUGACGGACUUAGACUGCAGUUCCAACAAGGACAUCAAACUGCAGUGGCUCCAGAAUUUGUCGAGUGCUUUUUUGUUACGUCGAUUGAAGGGAGAUGUCUUGAAAGAUUUGCCAAGAAAGCAUUGUGUGGUUUUCGGCUGUAAAUUGACGGAAAGCCAGAAAAAGCUCUAUGAUGCAGAGAUCGAACGAUUUCAAGCCGCAAAUAAUCCAAACCAUGGUGCUGGAGGUAUUUCGUCUGCAGCUGCUAGUUCCGGUAGUGACACCUCUACGUCAGUCGCCAACCAGCGUGGUGCUGGAAAGAGGGUCGGAUUGAAUUCGCUCUUAGGUUUGGGUGCUUCGUCGAUUGGUUCUUCUUCAGCUUCUUCGACUAGCUCUAGAGCAGCAAGAACAGCGAAUCGCGGCCUGCAAGCGGGUCGUGAACCAAGAGGAAAAGGUGGCUCUUUGGUGGUUCCUGGGACUAAGGGUAAAGGUGGAGGCAUGGUGGUAUCCACGACUCAGGGUGCGUUCAAGACGAUCUAUAGUAGACUGCGCAGAAUUUGCGGUGCACCAUUGUUAGCACAGACGAAGUUCAAGGAUCUGGAGUACCGGUUGUUAGCGCAGUAUUUGAUGCCAAAAAGGGACGACUUUAUGAGAGCGGGGCUUGACAGGGUGGAAAAGGAAGUGCGGACAUGGUCGGACUUUGAAGUACACACGGCGGCGAGGACGUACUUGCUAUAGAUACAACAUAGAUAGCUUUUGAUGUCGUUCCCCAUUUUUUUGUUUAAGUUCCAUCCAAAUGUCUAUCCAAAUUUCUAUCAGUAAGAAAAACUGCAAGCUUCGGCUUCAUUUCAAAUUCAGGUUCGGUCUUCCUCCUCCCUUUCUAGCCAGCGAGGGAGAGAUUUGCGCUGGUGGCAAGGUCGAAUCCCUACUAGGCAUUCUGAACAAAAGACGGGAUAAGAAAACCCUAGUCUUCUCCCAGUAUACGCAGUACUUGGAUGUGCUAGAGGCUGCGCUUAUAUUGAAGGGGUUCCGCUAUGUCAGACUUGACGGCUCGACCGCUACGGACGACCGGCAGCAAUUGGUGGAUGCUUUUUCGGCUAAGGGUGAGUCAGCGGGGGGUGGGUCUUCUUCUAGUACUAGUACUACAGGAGCCUCUUCGUCCACGUCAACUACAUCUUCAUCAACAUCUUCUACUUCCACUGGUCCGCAGGUUUUUUUGCUUUCUACUAAAGCAGGUGGGGUUGGAUUGAACCUUGUUGCAGCUGACAUGUGUAUUCUCAUGGAUAUGGACUACAACCCGCAGAAUAACCGCCAAGCCGAAGAUCGCGUGCAUCGAUUGGGUCAAGUGAAGGAUGUGAAGAUCAUCUACAUGCUGGCGACGGGGACGAUAGAGGAAAAAGUUUUGGACAUCAACUUGCGGAAGAUGAAACUUGACGCGGCGUUUGGAGGCACUAACGUGUUGGAAGAAGCAGCGGCUGGAAUCACUAGGGAAGCAGGAGGAGCAGAGCCGUUAGUGCAGCUGCAAAGGACAUAUUCGGCACCACCUGGAUCCACUUCAACAUUGGUGGAGGGUGUACCCCCUCCUACAACAUCUUCUAGGAAUACCCACUCUCUAGGAGGUGGUGGAGUCCGUGGUGACAUCGAAACUACUAGUUCUAUGAAUUCGCAAUCGUCUCAGCAGGAUGAUUCUUCUUCCAAAGCCGCGCCAUUACUGGAGAAAUGCAACGAGGACAUCGAAAAGGAGGCAUUGAACGAAUUGCGUAGUGCGUUUGCAACACGGUCUGACGUUUUGAGUUUUAACGCUCUGGAGCAAGAGGGUAAAGGGGUGGUUUCCUUCGUGCAGAAUGUGGAUGACUUGGACGAUGAGGUUGUGAAAGAAGUAGUGGAUCGUGUAGAAGAAAAUAGCGAGAACCAGCAAAAAGAGGUGGUCAUGAACGAGCUAGCUGAGGUUGUGCCAGAGGGUGAACAUCAGAAAGUGGAAGAGCAUGAACUCGAACGAGCACUAGAUCUAGUCUCGCCAGCUGACGGUGGACGAGAUCUAUCAAAACCAGAAGAACAGAACGAACAACUUCAGGAGAAAAUGAAAACAAGUAAUCGUGUGCCGCGAGAACAGAUUGAAGGAUCGCAGCCUGCUAAUGCAGAGGAAAUAUCAUUAAGGCUCAGCUUUCAAUGGUCAUUGGGGUUGGUCACUGAGAUCGAAGAGGCGACCCCUUGAGAGGACAGGGGAAAACGAAGGGAAAGGGGAGAGCUUUGAAUGGGGUCCCUUCCGUUCAGAGUCAGUGACCAUUGAAGGCUAAUACCAGCAGAACCACCUGCAGGAGAGGGACAGGAUGAUACAACCAGAAUACCAAAAUUAGAGGAAGACACCCCAUGUCCUAAAAUCGAAGAAGCUGCCUCUGCUGCCUGUCCCAAAUCGGGUGACGUCAUUAUGCUGGAGGUCGAAGAGGAUAGCUCCAUUGCUGAAGAUGAAUCUCCCGAAAAAACGAAAGAAAUGCUUGUACCUUCCACCGAUGCUGCAGUGGCACCCCCCGUUGUAGAAACCGUAGUUGAGGUCGACGCCAAUUGAUAUUAUACUGUACUUAUAAUAUAAGUAGACAACAUUGCGUUUAUGGAUGUCCUAGACAUGUAGAUCAUUCACGACUUCACAUUUCAGUUCGAGAAUUCAGUUCCUUGAUGUACCUGCUAGUGGUAACCAUGACUUGUCGUUGUUGUUUUAACAUACUGAGGUCGUUUCAGGGGAACAAAAUCAAAAUGAUAUCUGAAGUACUUAGUUGAUGAGGUUUUUCAAAGACCUCUCAGAAGCUUGCUUCUGGAGAGCAACAAGGCUUUCUGGGACGAGGAUCAUGUUGGUGGUUUUCGCCGGAUGAUGUGAGACAGAAACCAAGAUAUGGGAUCCAUGAUGAGACAGAUCUCUAUCAAGGACCUGCUAUCGAUCUUCU